Molecule: messenger RNA, 2601 nt
Organism: Colletotrichum destructivum
Lineage: Eukaryota; Fungi; Ascomycota; Sordariomycetes; Glomerellales; Glomerellaceae
Product: Putative HAD superfamily, enolase-phosphatase E1
Exons: 3
Coding region: 903-1628 (241 amino acids)
Molecular function (GO): acireductone synthase activity; magnesium ion binding
Source: RefSeq, a predicted model, not a curated record
CCUACUCCCUUGGGAGAACAAGCCGGUGAUGCCCCAGUUCAAGCAUCCGGGCGCCCCCGUCACCGUCCGGCGACGCCGAACGAGGACCGGACGACGAGCUUCUUUGCUCUUCUUUCGAGUCAUCCGUUAAACCUCACGAGAGUCGCAAUGUCAAGCCCCGACGGACUCUUGACAGCCCCCUCUCCGACUCCCGGCCUGCCGAAUCCGCCCGGUAGUAGACCUGCCUGAUCUAAGCCCCUCCCCUUCCUUCGCUUGUCUUCCCGGCGGCCAUGGAGUUGUCCCGCGGCGACGGCGCGGUGCUGUGACAUGUCGUUCCAGCUUGCCUUUCCUCACCGCUGCUUCAGUGUUGGUCCUUCAAACUUCUCAUAAACUGAUAGCCGUGAGGAGGUGCUGCUAUUGGGUCCCGGGCAACGGCUGCUACCAAGAAGUUGAGGUUUUGGUGUAGCUCUCUGGGAUCUCAUUCGCCUUCUCCACUCACACAGCUGCACCUAUAUCUGCCUCUUACCAACGCACACACAUACAAACUGCAACCGCCCAUUUCCUGUUCCGGGCCUAUUCGAUUUCCGGCCUGCUUGCUCAGUCUUGACCGCCUUGUCCCAAUCUCCCGCACUUCCAAGCUUUUCGUGCACGAACUGGCGUCAGCAGACCUGACCCAAUCAGCUUGGACGACGAAGCAAAGCAGGCCGUCGCUGAAGGAUUCUAUUGUCACUAUUUUCGGUACUCGAAACCUAAAAAAUUGAAAAUCAAAGCCCCCCGAUCGCGCGUCGCGUCUCGAGCCUCACCGUCUUGGGGUCAAUUUCCCCCCUUCUUUGCAACCCUUUGCCUAUCUCACCUCUGUCGCCACCGCCGCUGUCGACAACGCACCAAGCCAAGUUUUUUUUUUGUUGUAAACAACUUACACAAUGAAUACAACUCUCAGCGCUGUCAAGGUCGUACUGCUUGACAUCGAGGGUACCGUGUGUCCCAUUUCCUUUGUCAAAGAUGUACUCUACCCCUACGCCGUCGAUGCUCUUCCGGCUACCCUAGACAAGCAGUGGGAUAACCCCGACUUUGCUGUUUACCGGAAUGCGUUCCCGGAAGAUUGCGUGUCUGAUCGAUCCGCAUUUGAGGCACACUUCCGCGACCUUGUGCGCCGCGACGUCAAGGCCUCGUACCUCAAGGCGCUCCAGGGAUAUCUCUGGAAGGAGGGCUACAGGUCGGGCGAGAUUAAGGCACCUCUCUUUCCGGACGUUUCUGAGCGUCUCUUGUCCUGGAAGGACGCUGGCUUGCGCCUUGUCAUCUACUCCUCCGGCUCCGUCCCCGCCCAGAAGCUCUUCUUUGGUUACACUGAUGCUCAGCCUUCGGACCUGACGCCCCUGGUCUCUGGCUGGUUCGAUACCGUCAACGCCGGCCUUAAGACUGAGCCCAGCAGCUACGCCUCCAUCCUCUCCAAUUUUGAGGACACUAAGCCCGAGGAAUGGCUGUUUCUCAGUGACAACCCCUACGAAGUCUUGGCCGCCAUCACGGCUGGAAUGCAGAGCAUACCCGUGGUUCGUCCUGGCAACGCACCCCUUCCAACGGACCUGAACCCUACACUGCAGCCCAUCAGAGACUUCAACGAGCUGGAGGGCCUUGGAUCAAAGCAUUGAAAAGCGGCUGGUGAUUGUGGAGUUUCCGACGGCCAACGUUUCUGCUAGAAACUGUAGCACUAUCGGGAGAAGCGGCAUGGAAUGCCUCGAAUACAGCCUGCAUCCGGCGAACACCAUAUUCAGCUUUCCCGUCUCCGUCGAUCGUACAUCCCCGCAUCUUUUGUCCCAUCUAUCCUACCUCCCCCGACAUGUCAGGAGACUGUUCUAGAUUCCCCUCGCACAUCCCUUGGCUCCAGCUGUGGAAAAUGGCUCGUGGAUGUAGGCGCACCGGUCGAAUUGUAGAUGAGCGAGACACGACGAUCAUGUGCUCAAAGCAAGGCAUGCUAAAGCUGGGUCGGUCGACACUGGGAGUUUUUUCUUGGUUUUUUUUUUUAAUGGAGGGGGGGCCGUUCAGCUGUUGGCUGGUUCCGUUAUCCUGCCUGCACGAGCGCAAGCCAGGUCGUCCUCAGACACUGCAUCUUGAGACCUUGUCGAUGGCACUUCUUCAACAGAAGCCCGAAAACGCAACUCGCCGACUGGCCCAUGUCCAUCGCACGAUAACAACGUCUACUUCCCAUCCGGCGAUAUGAAGCCGGUAGAGGCAAUGGUCCAUCAGUGAGAGGCGCUUCCUGAUAGGCAGAAUAUGCCUAUCUUGGCCUUUUGACGACAAAAGUCCCGCAGUAUGGAUCGCCGUAGGCUGAUUGUAAACGUGACCUCUUUGAGGCGCCCAUCUGGAGACGAUAACGCAAGUGAUCGCCUGCCGAUCGCUGCGAGGGCGAACCCUUGGAACUCUCGUCACGUUGUAUGCCCAGCGUGUGAUUGUAGAAAACUGCCCGGAAAGGGCAGCCGGCUUUGAUGAUGGGAGCUUGCAUUUGCCUAGAGUGGCAGUAGAAUAGUACUGCAUUGAACGCAGUCCAUCGCCGCCCACAAUUGAUUGGAAGACACGCGGGCGUCGUGAUAACCGUUUCGCUGGCUUCCAAACACCGAGACGCCU